Molecule: messenger RNA, 3427 nt
Organism: Chenopodium quinoa (quinoa)
Lineage: Eukaryota; Viridiplantae; Streptophyta; Magnoliopsida; Caryophyllales; Amaranthaceae
Product: glutamic acid-rich protein-like
Exons: 10
Coding region: 532-2793 (753 amino acids)
Source: RefSeq, a predicted model, not a curated record
AAAUGUUAACAACCAAAAUUAAUUUUGUUGAAUAAACUAUAAGCUAGUAAAACUAAACACUUAAAAAAAAAAAAAAAUUAAAAACAAAUCACACCACCUUAUCUCCCCCGAAAAAAAAAGAAGACAAAUUAGAGUGCAUUACAACGAAAUCGCAAUUCACAAUUUCAAAUUUUCAAUAAUACAUCUUACUUUAUUAAGAAGAUGAUUAAUCGUGUCAUAUUUCAUGUAAAGACUACUACACAUAUAAAACCAAAGUCUAAGCUCAUUUCGCAGAAACCGCGCACUUUUGGCAGAUCGCACCCAUCAUUCACUUUUAGGCGGGAGCUAUUUUCACAAUUUGCCACUUCACACUUUCACUUUCGCGCCUUACUUUCAUUUCCCUAACUCAAAUUUUCGCCAUUUCUCCAAAUUUCUCCUUUUACCCACUAAAUUAUUUCUAAAAAAUUAUUCACUACUUUCUCUGUCUUCCAAUUACUAUACUUCACAAUUUAAGAUCUCAUUUUCAGCCUUUUCUCUCUCUCCUCCAUUUUCAUGGAUUCCGAAAGAGAUUUAGAUCAAUUGCUACUUCUGCAGUCUGAAGCUCCUACCCCAACGGAUCAGAACCCGAAGAUGAAGCGGUUAAAGAAGAACGAUUCGACUGCAAAUGAUGUCACUACCAGUUCCGCCCCGAGUAAUGAGAUUGAUGGGUUGGAUACAGGGAAUGAUGAGUUUGAUGGGUUUGAUCCUUUAUUUGGGGAUUCCAGUCAGUUUUCUGCGAAGCGGGUUUUGGAUUUUGAUGACAGUUUUGAUGGGUUCGGGUCUGAGGAUGAGAAUGACGAUCCUGAUUUUGAUAAGAAUAAGAACAAACAGGAGAAGAAGAAAAGGGAAAGUUCGAUUGAGUUUCUUGAUAAUAAGGAGAAGAAGAAAAGGAAAAGUUCGAUUGAGUUUCGUGAUAAUAAGGAGAAGAAGAAAAGAGAAGGUUCGGUUGAGUUUCGUGAUAAUAAAGAGAAGAAGAGAAGAGUGAGGAGUGAUUUAGAGAAGAAUAAAUCGAUUGUUUCGAGUCGAAAGGAGAAGAAAGAGAGGAAAGCGCGUUCAAAUCAGCAAGCAGAUUUUCAAAGGGUGAUGAGAGAUAUGAAAGGUGUGGGAUUUAAGCCUAUUCCUAUGGUUGAGAAAUCGAUUUCUUCGGUGUUGGAAAAGAUCAGGAAAAGGAAGAUGGAGGUAUCGAAAAAGUGGGCUUCCUACACCGAAGAGGAUGAGGAGGUAGAUGGAGGUGCUGAUAAAGACGAGGCGAAGGAAGUUGGAGGUACUAAAAACGAUCUAGCUAAGGAAGAUGGAGGUGUCGAAAAAGAUCAGGUUAAGGAUGAUGGAGUUGCUGAAAAGGACAAGGAAAACAUGGUUUCCUUGACACCAACAAGUGAAGAAAAACCCGAAUCAAGUGAUGAGCAAACUACUUGUGGCAAUUUGAUUCAAAUACCUUCUAAGGAUGCAAUCACACAGUCGUUUCGUGCUCCGAUCAAUGAUACACAGGACUUGUUAAUGGAUUCUGAAAGGAAUAAUUCACAAGACGAUGAGUUACCUAGCUGCCCUGAUGAAGAUAUAACUCCAUCAGCACCAUCAAUGAACUUAAGAUGGGAUUCUGGCCAUUCUGCAGCUGUUGAUGAUGACCUCUCUUCUAGUGAUGAAGAAAGUGACAAGGAAAAUACUGAUCCCCACCCAAAACACCUGCAAAGAAGUUCCACUGCAACUGGCGAUCCAGUCAAAGACUUUGUGGAUGAAGAAGCAUUGGAAGAUGAUAGUGAUGAUGAUUUUUUGCGCUCUCAAGAGCAAGACGAUGAGGAUAAUUCUGACAUGGAAGAAAAUUGUGAUUAUAUUGCUACUGAUGUUAAAGAAAAGCCAAUUGAUGGUGAAAUGCGCAACCAAUUGCACCAGCAAUGGGAUCAGCAACACGACGAAGCUGUGACAGAAAAGCUCUUGCAGAAGCUAAAGUAUGGUACAAAGAAGAGGGAGCCAUCCAUUUCUGAUAACGAGGAUGCUGACAGAACAGAUGCUGAUGAAGAAGAAGAGGAAGAUGAUGAUGAAGAAGAUAAGAAUGUACCUCACAUGUCCAGUUGUCGUGCAACUACAAAAAGGCUAAAGCAAAUGAUUCCCCUCAUGUUUACUGAUAAAGAUGAUGGUUUCGUGUCUUCUGAUGACGAAGAAACAGAAAGAAUGUUGUCUAAGCAGUGCUUGCUUCAAAAAGUGGAAAUGGAAAAGCAGCCCAAAGUUCUGCCACCAGUAGCGGAUGAGACAUCAAAAGAAGUUCUAGAUCGUAUAAAGAAGGUUAAUGUUCCUCUUGAAACCAAGAAGAAAUCAAAAACACCAUCAAUUUUUGAAGCUCUACUCAAAAAAGGUAGCAGCAGUGACUCUUCAAAGUCUUCCUUUUUGCGACGAGCAUCCAGCCAUCACGGGCCUUCAAGUCAUAGGCAUGGACCAAAAACUGGAAAAUCAUUUAUUUUUGGACGAGAUGAUAGCAAUAACCGGAGCUCAAUGACUUCGCUGGAAGACUCACUCAAUAUGGGCCAAAAAGAAAAUCAGCCGAAGAAGAAUAGCUCAGCUAAAUUUACUGGCUCUCAGGCCAAAUUGAGUACCCAACACACAGAGAUCAGAAGUGAAACAGCUAAUGGCAGCUCAUUAUAUGACAUACUCAGAAGCUCUUCUGCGGAAACAAGCUAUGAUACUCGUGAUAACGCAGUUGGUCAAGAAGCUGUAUUUGCUGCAUUUAAAUCAGUGAAGAAACAAGUAAAGAUUGAACAAAGAACAUAUCAAGGACCUUAAAAAUGCGUCUUAGGUCUAGUUUUUGUAGGUCUUUCAUAUUGUAGUAUUUACUGUUAGUUUGGUAAAUUAUGUGCAUUAUUAUAUGUCAAGAUAUUCAGCAUUUUCAACACCGGCCUUCUAAUUCCAACAAAUCAAGAGUUAUGCCUCUGGCAUUAUAGCUGCAGAUGUUCUCCUGACAAAGUUAACUUACAAUGCUAGCACCAUAUGCAAUAGGCUAAAAAUAGAUCAUGGGUCGAGUUUCAAUGACCACCAAUUAUGAAAAUAGAUUAAAACUAACAAGCUAAGGAUUCAACGAAAUGAGCAAGGAUCCAAUGCAUUACACAGAUGUAAGAUAAUCUUGCCGAGCUUGGAACAUUUUUUUCUAAGCCCCAUAGUAAACUGAUGGAAACAUUAGAAAUUGUGCUUGUAACAUAAUGCUAGACUCGCUGGUCGCUGGAUAGCCAGGAUAGGUUAUUAUAGGGCUAUCAAGCCAUACAUAUUUCAUAGGCUAGUCCAAAGAUUUUCAACAUUGUGAGUUUGGUUUUGACUCUUGAAACAUUUUAAGCUAUUUGAUGGUCAGAGCCAUGAUUUGUUUUAAGAAUUUUAGAAUUGACUUGAACUUGUGAAGCUUCAAAUUAAUCCUUUAGGAAACAAG